CAGCCUUGGACAGAGGUAGACACAGCGGGUAUAACACAAUGCGGUGGCGCUUCGCCCGCUGUUACUCGUCAUAACCUGCAUUGUUCUACAUCAACGCAUUUGCUAGGAAAGUCCAUGGCAUUGCGAGCGUCAGAAGUACAAAACUUUAUGUGAGCUUUAUUUAUUCGAACCUGGUUUAAGGCGACUUUCUUUUGUGAGGGAGAACGAAAAGUUGAUAUCCCACGACUACAAUACGCUCCGUUCACGCGCUCGGAUAUUAUCAACUGUUGUAAUGGGCCAUGCUGACGUACUAUGUCUUCUUUUAGGCAUAUGUGUCAUUCCAUCACACCUUGCUAGCGCUGGUAAAACAGGUACCCAAGGACUAAAUGAAAGAUGUUUAAAGGAAACAACAGUGGAAGGCUGCGAGACCAUCCUCUUGAGCUGGAGCUAUAGCAACGAGACCAGUAAAUGCGAAAAAGGCUUCGUUUGUCAUGAAUGCGUUAACCGAUUUGACACUCAUGACGAAUGCACUACUACCUGUCCAAUGCUACCGACGCAAGCAGCAAAGCCAAAGCUCGUACGAAAACAAAAACGAAGGAACUGCAGGUUUUGGCUUAUGCGUGGUGGAUCCUGCCAAGAUAUCUGGUUUGAAUUCGAGAAAAACAAGUUAGGAGUGAUGCGCCGACUACUUUAUUACACCGGCUGUCGGCAAGACAAGAAUAGGUUAUUUGAAUAUGACUUUUACAGGAAGAAAUGUCAUGAGGUCAAAAAUCGUCCGUCUGAAAGGACUCAACAGAAAGGAGGAAAAGAUGGAGCCAAAAGACGAGGACGGAAACCUACAAGUUCAGGAGAACCGAACCGAACUACAUAUGAAGUGGCUGACCAAGGCCCUCGAGCAUGAGCACGCGGAAAAGCACUGCGAAUACGUGCGUGUCAACACAUAAAAACCAUGCGCAAAACACGA
Molecule: messenger RNA, 943 nt
Organism: Dermacentor andersoni
Lineage: Eukaryota; Metazoa; Arthropoda; Arachnida; Ixodida; Ixodidae
Source: RefSeq, a predicted model, not a curated record